Molecule: messenger RNA, 10263 nt
Organism: Phycodurus eques (leafy seadragon)
Lineage: Eukaryota; Metazoa; Chordata; Actinopteri; Syngnathiformes; Syngnathidae
Gene: oplah
Product: 5-oxoprolinase, ATP-hydrolysing
Biological process (GO): glutathione metabolic process
Cellular component (GO): cytosol
Molecular function (GO): 5-oxoprolinase (ATP-hydrolyzing) activity
Source: RefSeq, a predicted model, not a curated record
UAUAGAACGAAGAGCAUAAUAUGCUGUUGUGAAGUCGUUAUGACACAUUUAUGGAACAAAUAAUAGAAUGUAUGCUGUAAAUGUAGGUCAGUGCUUCUGAUAGCGUUUUGACGCGAGCAGAGAAAGCCUUGCUGGCCCAAAUGUCUCGGAAAUGAAGCGAUACACUGAACGUUAAUGGUAUUUGGUUUAACAGUUAUUGAAUGUUUAAUGUUAUAGUUUGUGCUUUCAGUCAUUAACUACAUUAUAUCAUAAUAAAGGUACAAUAUUUAUGAUGUUUCACCAAAUAAGUAUUUUGGGGGUCUCAUUGUUUUUACUAUUAUGGUUCGCGUUGAGUAUCGUGCACUUUGUUAUGGUACGUUCACAAUACCACGUAAAUCGUAAGUUUCAACCACGUGUUUUGCGACUACACGUUACUUUUUGUGUCGUCUCAUGAUUAAAAAAAAAUGAAGUGAAGACUUGGUAUUUAAGGUCUUACAUUUAAAAACGCUGUGCCCCUGACGGUAGUUUAGUCGCCUUGCUGUUGGGGGGCGGAGCUCCAGCUUAGUGUGUGUGUGCGUGAGUCGCUGGUUCGAAUAAGAAGCUGCUGGGAGUUAGGACACCAAGAGUUGACAGAUCGACUUAUUGACGAUUAACACGCGGCUGACGGUGCUCACCAUGGCCCACAUUCAAGGGAAGUUUGACUUCGCCAUUGACCGAGGAGGAACCUUCACGGACGUAUUCGCUCGACUACCAGACGGCCGGGAGAGGGUCCUCAAACUGCUUUCGCGUGACCCCCAGAACUACAAAGAUGCCCCCACUGAGGGUAUCCGCAGAGUCUUGGAGGAGGAAACGGGAUGUGCCUUUCCUCGCGACCGGCCCCUCGACACGUCUCUGAUCGGCUGGAUUCGGAUGGGCACCACGGUGGCCACCAACGCGCUGCUGGAGAGAGAGGGGGAGAGGACGGCUCUGCUGGUCACUAAAGGCUUCAAAGACUUGUUGCACAUUGGAACACAGGCCAGGCCUAAGCUGUUUGACUUGGAGGUGUCAGUACCUGAUGUGCUGUACGAGGAGGUUAUCGAGGUAGACGAGCGCGUUGUCCUCAAGCAAGAUGGCUGCCAGCUCCCCAGGAAGGAUCCUCAGCGUGUUGUCACAGGCAGCACCGGGGAUAGUCUGGAGGUGUGGCGGGAUCUUGAUCUGGAACGUGUGGAGAAGGACCUGAGAGGAGUUCUGUCCCAUGGAAUCACCAGUUUGGCGGUGCUUCUGCUUCACUCCUACACGUGGUCUGACCAUGAGAAAGCCGUGGGUGCCCUGGCUCGUCAGCUGGGCUUCACCCAGGUGUCUCUGUCCUCCGAGGUCAUGCCGAUGGUCAGGGCGGUUCCCCGAGGUUACACUGUCUGCGCCGAUGCCUACCUCACACCCAAAAUCCGGGAGUAUCUUAAAGGCUUCACCUCUGGGUUUAAGGGGGCUUUGAAGGGUGUGGACGUCCUGUUCAUGCAGUCAGACGGUGGUCUGACUCCCAUGCAGCAGUUCUGUGGUUCGCGCGCCGUCUUGUCUGGCCCAGCCGGCGGAGUUGUGGGUUACGCUGUCACUUCUUACAUCCAGAUGGAGAAGAGACCUGUGAUUGGCUUUGAUAUGGGUGGAACAUCGACUGAUGUGAGUCGUUACGCGGGCCAGUUUGAGCACGUGUUUGAAGCGACCACAGCUGGAGUCACCCUGCAAGCGCCUCAGCUCGACAUCAACACCGUGGCAGCAGGCGGGGGCUCGAGACUCUUCUUCAGGUCGGGGAUGUUCGUGGUUGGGCCAGAGUCUGCUGGUGCACAUCCAGGACCGGCCUGCUAUCGGAAAGGUGGUCCUCUUACUGUGACAGAUGCUAACUUAGCUCUAGGCCGCCUCCUCCCUUCCUUCUUCCCCAAGAUAUUUGGACCUGGCGAGAAUGAACCGCUAUCCCUGGAGCAGACUAUGACGCAAUUCCGUCAUCUGACCCAAGAGAUCAAACACUUCCUGUCCUCUAACAAAUCACAAACUAUUGCAAAGGCCACAAACCAAUCAAAGAGCAGUACUUUGCCCAAAAGCCAAUCUGAGAUGACUUUGGAAGAUGUGGCCAUGGGAUUCAUCCGUGUGGCAAAUGAGGCCAUGUGUCGGCCAAUAAGAGCCCUGACACAGGCAAAGGGCCAUGACACGUCUCAGCAUGUUUUAGCGUGUUUCGGGGGUGCCGGUGGCCAGCAUGCCUGUGCAAUCGCCCGAUCCCUUGGGAUGAAGACAGUCUUCUUACAUAAGUACAGUGGCAUUCUGUCAGCAUACGGUCUGGCUCUGGCGGACGUUGUGGAGGAGGUGCAGGAGCCGUGCUCACUUCAGUACGAACACAAUUCUUUCGGCGAGCUUGACCGUAGAGUGGAAUUGCUCUCACAACGUUGCCACGACACACUACGUGCACGCGGAUUCAACAGUAGCCAAAUAAGCACUGAGGUUUUUCUCCACCUGCGCUAUGAGGGCACAGACUGCGCCCUCAUGGUGACAGCAGCCGGUUACCCCCGAAAUGAGCAGACUUCUCAAGGUGGUGACUUCCGCAGUGCCUUUACUCAAAGGUAUCUGAAGGAGUUUGGAUUCACCAUCCCAGACAGGCCCAUCAUGGUAGAUGAUAUCAGAGUGAGGGGCUGUGGCAAGUCUGGCAUCGAAGUGAUGUACAAACCAAAGAAGGGACGCGUUCAGGCCAAACCUGUCACGAUGACCAAAUGCUACUUUGAGGAUGGUUACCAUGACACCGCCGUGUAUCUGUGGGAGGAACUUCCUUGUGAUCACACCAUCCCGGGACCAGCCAUCAUCAUUGACAAGAACAGCACGAUCCUGGUCGAGCCCUGCUGUGAGGCCUGUUUGACAGAAGGGGGUGACAUUUGCAUGACGGUUGGCACCGACCCUCACUGUGCAGUGGGCACAGAGCUCAACACAGUGCAGCUCUCCAUUUUCUCCCAUCGCUUCAUGAGCAUCGCAGAACAGAUGGGCAGAGUUCUUCAAAGAACGUCCAUCUCCACCAACAUCAAGGAGCGUCUCGACUUCUCCUGUGCUGUGUUUGGACCAGAUGGCGGUCUUGUGUCUAACGCACCCCACAUUCCUGUCCAUCUUGGUGCCAUGCAGGAGACUGUCCAGUACCAGAUCGUAUCUCUGGGGGGGGGACUGAAAGAGGGAGAUGUGAUUCUGAGUAACCACCCAUGUGCCGGCGGCAGUCACCUACCUGACCUCACAGUCAUCACUCCAGUGUUUAGGAAAGGCGUUAGUGGGCCGGUGUUCUUUGUAGCCAGCAGGGGGCACCAUGCAGACAUAGGAGGCAUCACUCCAGGCUCCAUGCCCCCACACUCCACCUCUCUGCAGCAGGAGGGCGCUGUCUUCAUUUCCUUCAAACUGGUCACAGGUGGAGUCUUCCAGGAAGAAGCUGUGACUGAGGCUCUAAUGGCUCCAGCCCAAUACCCAGAAUCCUCUGGAACUCGGAAUCUCCACGACAACCUGUCGGACCUGCGCGCUCAGGUAGCAGCCAACCGAAGAGGCAGUCAGCUGGUGGGAGAGUUGAUUGACUGCUAUGGGCUGGCUGUAGUGCAGGCCUAUAUGGGCUACAUCCAGAGUAAUGCAGAGCUGGCAGUGAGGGACAUGCUGAGAGACUUUGCGCGUCGUCGACGGCAACAGACAGGCUCCUUGGAGGUGGAGUCGGAGGAUUUCAUGGAUGAUGGCACCCCAAUCCGACUGCGGGUCAACAUUAAUGAAGACGAGGGUACUGCGGUGUUUGACUUCACUGGGACAGGCACAGAGGUUUGGGGGAACUGUAAUGCUCCUCGAGCUAUUACUCUCUCUGCCCUCAUCUACUGCCUGCGCUGCAUGGUGGGCCAGGACAUCCCCCUCAAUCAGGGCUGUCUUGCCCCCAUCAAAGUCAUCAUCCCUCCAGGUUCCAUCCUGCAACCCUCAGAAAAUGCUGCUGUGGUUGGUGGGAAUGUGCUCACGUCUCAGAGAGUUGUGGAUGUCAUUUUUAAAGCGUUUGAGGUCUGCGCCGCCUCUCAGGGUUGCAUGAACAACGUUUCAUUCGGCAGCGAGAAGGUUGGAUAUUAUGAGACCGUCGCUGGUGGCGCUGGGGCAGGGCCAAGCUGGAAUGGGAGAAGUGGUGUUCACAGUCAUAUGACCAACACACGCAUCACUGACCCAGAGAUUUUAGAAAAGAGGUACCCAGUGAUUUUGGAGCAGUUCUCUUUGCGACCCGAUUCAGGAGGUGCAGGGAAGUACCGCGGAGGAGACGGUGUGAUUCGGAAGCUCUUGUUCAGGGACAACGUGGUCCUUUCUGUACUUAGUGAGAGGCGAUCCAUACGCCCGUAUGGCCUUGAGGGUGGUGAAGGUGGUGCCGCGGGACUGAACAUGCUUCACAGAGCUGAUGGCAGAGUGCUCAGUAUGGGUGCCAAGACCAGUGUCAGCCUUCAACCGGGGGACAUGUUCUGCCUAUACACCCCUGGGGGAGGUGGGUAUGGGAAGGAGGAGGAAGCAAAUAGAAAACCACAGACAAAGCGCAGGCGCUUGAAUGAGACUUUCCCCGAGAGAGGCAGCGUCUUUGAAUACCGCAUGGCACAAGAGGGAGUGUGACUGAGCAGAAACAAAGCAAAUACAAGUGGAAAGGUGGAGUGAUUUGAAGGAAUUACAAGAUUAGGCGUUCAAAGGUGGACUUUCUUUCAAAGAACACAUGUGGCACAUAGAGAAGAAGAGACAUUAAAGUCAGAUCUCUCACAGGAAUGCCAUUAUCAUUUAUUAUCCAAAAAUGUUUAUUGCUGAUGUAACCAUGAGAAUUUCAGACGAUUAAUUACAUAAAGUAAUACCUUGUUUAUCGUGGGGCUUAGGUUUGGGACUACCCCCACGAUAGGUGAAAUCUGCAGCGUAGCGAACACGUAUUUUCAAAUUAUUUAUACAUUAUUUUAAAGCCGUAUGAACAUCCCCAGACUCCUAUUAAUCUUCCACACUCCUGUUACCCUGUACCACACUCUUAAACAUACAGUAAUGCAUGCAUACACUAUGUACAUUUAUGUUUUGAUGAUUUUUUAUUUUUUUUAUUUUAAUUGUAACGUUUUAGGCUAGUGUUUAUUUUACCAUUAAAAAAAAAAUACAGCAUACACUCAAAAUCAUAAAAACUGAAUCCGCUAUAGGUGAACCGCGAUAUAGGGAGGGAACACUGUAUGCACAUUGCUGAAAUACAUUUGUAACUAACUUAACUUUUACAAGGGCUUAAGAACCCUAUUAGGGUCAGCAGCAAACCUUCCACCUUUACAUACCUUUUUCUUUUUUUUCAUUUUUAAGUAAGGUGAGUCAUUUUUGUAUUAAUAGUGGAAAGAAAAUCCUGCAGAUGUUCUUUUAUGGAUCUUGGCCCAUGACCCUCGCGGAAGAAAAGUUUCAUUUAUUUUUGUUUGUAUAUUAGAGUAUGUAUAUAUUUGAAAAAAAGGACAGCCCCAAAAGGAUGAAGCACAUUUUAUACUCCUGAACUAGGGUUUGAGUAACGGAACAUUGUGGUUACUCUUGGAAGCAAGUACAAUGGGGAAAAGUCAUAAAUUUAAAUGUGUGUGAUUGCUGAGGUGUAGCCUCUUGAUUGUCUUGUAUUCGGGUGGAGUGGGUGGGGGCGGUGUUGUUUCCCUCCUCCCUUUUUUGGGUGAGGAAUGAUGCAGGGGGACGCAUGGUGAGGGAGUGCAGGCAUGCGUAGGCUGCUGAUAAAGAGAUAGCGACCACUGCGGAGGAAGCAGCAGGAGGUUGACGGCUGCUGGAUUUUGGAUGUAAAUCAGAUGGGUUCUUUGCGCUAGCUGCAAAUUCCAAUCCGGAGCCCGUGAUUGAUCAAAGAUAUAGCUUCCUUGUUUAUGGAUCUCAAUGCCUGUGCUCAAACACCAUCUGUGGCACGAUGGAGAUUGGAGACGUGCCCCCCUUUGAGCCUACCCCGAAUUAUCUCCUUUGGUUUAUCUGCUCAAAGCUUGCAAAAGCUGUGGUCUCGUUGACACCAAACAUGACCAAUUUAGGACUAAGCAACAAUUAAAAGAAUGUUCGGUAAAAUGCAGACAAUUUUUCUGUUCAAUCAAAACAAACUGUUAAUUAAAAUGGCGAAAAAUUAAUAUAAACUAUGCAUGGUAGAAAGACAAUGAAAAGAAUCUUGCAAGCAAAACUUUCAACUUUUGCAUAGCUUUAAAGCCUUAAGGAUGAAGUAUCACAGCAAUCUAAUUUUGGACUAAAACAGCAUUUUAUUAUACACCCUGUUCAGCAUCAUGACAUUCUUUAUACAGCUUAGCCCCAGAGACAAAAUCGAGGCGGAAGGAUGACAAUAUAUUUUUAAAAACAAAAAUAUUUAGCUGUCAACACAGGUAGACAUUUAUAAAGAAUUUCUUUCGGUAGACAAUCACGACUUCAAAAGAGUGCAAAUUAACCCCACAGUGCAAAGUCCACAGUCGACAACUAAAAAUGAGGUGGUGGUCAUUUCCUUUAAAAAAAAUAAAAAAUAAACCUGAGCAAUAUUUAAAGGAACAGUACAAUCAAUAAGCAUGAUUGAUCUUUGCAUGUAAAAAUUCUGUGUAACUGUCUAGUGCCCUUUGUGCCUUCGAUGCACCAUUAAAACAGGAUAAAAGUAAUGUAUUUCAUGAGUUUGUAACACCACUGGGUUCUAUUUUAUGCACCAUUUACUGCCCAAUUCCUUUCACUCAGCCAUAAAAUUUAGUACAAAACACAUUCAGCUGGCCAAUAAAAAAAAACAAAAAAACAAUGCAACUAAGGUGCAAAGAUAAUGCUGUAUGUGGGAAAAUGCAAAUUUUCCUUGUAAGAUUGAGGUAGAUAUGCUCAGUUGUACAGUUAGAGGUAGUUUCUUUAUUUUUGCACCUUUUGCAAGUCAUGUUUCAGAGUUGUUCCUCUGUGCCUGAAAUGUCAUUGUAGUUUGCAUGCAAUAAAGUGACAGUUUAUAAAAGAGUCAAUAGCUAAAGGAGUCAAUACUGAGGGUACCGGUUUAAGGACGACCCAUUCUGCAAGGUGUACUGACUGGGUGGCUGGUGAUGUGAGUUUUGAUUGGGUGGCAUUAGUGCGUCAAACACACUCUUAUUUGGUGGCACAGACUGCAGCAUGUUGUCCAGGUCCAUGAUGAGCGGAGGGGGUUGGACGGAAACCCGUCCGCUGGGGAGGAUGGGCCAGUAAGCAUGGCUCAGAAAGUGACCCGGCGCCACAUGAGAGCUCCCAUAGCCAUAAAGAGGAAGUCCACCAUGUAGGGGCAUUAGAGGUCCACUGUUGAACCGCAUGCUUGGCGGGGCGACCGCAUUGGGUGGGGCGUAUUUGGCAUAGGAGGUGGGCAGCUCCCAAGGUGGUGCAAGAGCAUCCCGUCGCGCUGACUUAUGUAGUGGAGCUUUAUAUUCCUCAUAACCGUCUGAUCCCGCUUGACCAUCGGGAGGGAGACGCUUCCCAUGUAGGGACCCCCCCUUCCAGUCUUCCUCAGAGGAAGACGAGGAGGUGGAGGCUGGGCUAGCUGAGCUGGCAGAAACACUGCGGGCAGAAGAGGCGUAGCGGGGUCGCGGAGGGGGCGAUAGCUGGGGGCGUGCUGUCUCGCCCCAACAGCCCAUGUCCACAUCCCCAGAGCCGCUGUUGGGGCGAAGGCUGUGGAGCAAAGAGUCAAUAGCGAAGGAUGAGUCCAGCUUGGGUCGGAACAAGUCCUCUCGGGGUGGGGAGAGGUUCCUGGGAGGGAACGUUGUCACCGGGUCAGUGGGCCGCGCUGGCUCGGAUUCUGGCUUGUGGCCCUGCAGGAUGUAAGGGGCCAGAUCCUGAGCAAAGAUGGUCUCAUCCUGGCGAGACACAGCAGUGUUCUGCCUCUUUAAGAGUUCCAUAGGAACGCAGCUCAGCUCCACAGCCCAGAAGUUACCUUUGCCCUGGGGCUUGCUGGGAUCUUUUAACACCUGCGGGUGGAAGUAUCAAUGAAUAAUGAAUAGUUGGGCUGGGCUGACCCCCUUUCACAUUUAUUCACAAUAACAGUGAAUAGAAGCUUCAAACUGGUUUGAGGUUUCAGCCAAAAGACCAUCAAAGAGUCUUGUCGCAAGAAUUAAGAAUGUGCAAAUAGAAGCGCUGCAUUUAUACAGUUAUGCCAAAAAUGAUUCCUACGCUGGCCAUAUUUUCAGUCAAUUGAGUUCUUAUUUGUUACAUGAGUGCCGUUAUAUGAAAAUGGCUGAAAAUUAUGAGAAAUAGGCGCAGGAAAGCAUUGUAAGAACUAUACAUACAAUAUCGAACAAGUUUGAGAAAACAAUGUGAUAAUUUCUCGCAUAAUUAGUGCAGUGGUUCUUGAACUUUUUACACCACGUCCCACAAAAUAACCAACAUUAAAAUACAGAAACUUAUUAGGCCCAAGAGUUUUAAUACCUGAAAAGCUUUGUUAUUAUAAGACGUUAUGCAGUUUGAACACGAACGCUGCACUUCUACAAAGGACAAUUAAUAUAUUGUCCUAUGUAGAUAAUAUACAUAAGUAUAUUUAUUAUUGUAAGCCAGUGUACAGUUUUAACAUGAACACAGCACUUCUAUAAAGGACAAUCUAAAAAAAAAAAACUACCCGACUGAUUCAAUGAAAAAUGUAUUGCAUGUAAAUAAAUUAAAAAACAAAGAUUAAAUGCAAAUUAUUGCACUAAUAAAUUUUUUCCUUUUGACUGAAAAGUUAAAUACAACUGAACUGUAUUUAAAAAUGUUCGGUACUGGAUUUAACAAAAUGUGUGAAUAGGCACACAGUAUGCAUAGCAUAGCAAGUAUGCAAGCUUCAUUCUAAUACAGUGUUACAUGUUUGAAAUGUAGUACGUUUUAUUUGUAUUUAAUUUAGUAAAUCUUUCCCAUACCACUUGAGGGAGCCUGUGUAGCACAAGUGGCACGAGUCGUAACACACUGAGAAUCACUGAUCUAGAACAUUCUAAUCCACUACUGUGUACAUUUUAGAUUGUCCGUUUUGAGAAGGGGUUUUAAUAAUUUAGGACAUGGGACAUUUGGUCAAGAUUUUUUUUUUUUUUUUUUUUAAAUCAAUAUGCAUCUCUUAAUGCAACUCAUUUGAGUCAUUCCAAAAACACUAACAUAACUACAAUUUAAAAUUAGGCCACAUUAUGAAUCAUUUUGGGCUCGGAGGAGCAGACUCAAACAUGUUUUGUGUUACUGUAAUUUGUGGUGGUGCUGCAGUGCGCCCAAAAUGUUCGGCAACGCUAACACCUGCAAGUGUAAUGCAGUGCAGUUCUACAUUAUUGAAAACUGCGACCACAAUAAUAAACAUCUUGCUAUAUGAUUACCUCUCGAUGGUGCCAACUGAACGGGACAACGCUUGAACGAUAUGUGAUUAUUGUCAUGGUGUCAACCUGAGUCCAAUUACAUUACAUGAAUCCAGGCACUGCCGAUGAAAUGUCAUCCAAACGGUGUGCGACGCUAGUCUUCAGCUGGAGAUUAUUAAAGAGUAUGUUCACGCAACUUCUUUUGCUGUCAACUGCGUUACCAUACAAACCUUAACAAAACAGUCAUAUGAAGAAAGGUUGUGUCGCACAGAAUCUCUCCAGCCUUUGUAGUUCCCCUUAAAGAAUGGAAAGAGGGUGCUAAUCUCCUUCAGAAUCUGAAACCAGACCAGCAAAACAUAUUGUAGAUCACUAGUAGCUUGAGGUGACGCCAAUGCCAAAUUGCACUUGGCAUUGGUUAACAAAUAGUUGACUUUCCUAUUUGAUGUCCAUGUUGAGGCUAAUGUACUGAACUGUAUAUCUUAUCAUCCUCUUGCUACAUAUCAGCAUCUGGUUGCAGUGCAGUGCAACUUGGCUUAUCGGUUAACAAACCCAAUAAUGGCACGGCUGGCAUUCACUCAAGUGUCAACAAGCUUUGUUGUUUUCUGUCUUACUGUAUAUUGACUUAACAUUGAAUCUUCAUCUUAUUUUCUUGAAUAAAUCGCUCCUUUGACUUACUGACUCUAGAAAGUCAAAAGAGGGACGUGCGUAAAACCCUCAAAGCGACAUUGGGUGCAUUUGCAAUUUACAAUCAAACGCAUGCAUGUUUUCUAAUGGCGUUUACCUCAGAUAAAGUCAGCUUCUUCUCCGGCGAGCGUUGGAUCACCAUGGCAAUCAUUGCAAGGUAGGAGUACGGCGGUUUGGGGUACCGCUGAUAGUUCUUCUUCUUAGCGCCUCUCGGUGCGGGCGCCUCCCGCCGCUCAGCUUCUCGUUUGGGGUUGGCCUCGUGAGCGUUCCCGUACGACGGCUCCGGUGCUACGGGAUUAGCGUCCAUGAAUGCGCCGGUGAUGUGCUCCUGCGG